UGUGGAAGGGUGUUUUUUUUGACAGCUGUAUUACUGCUGAUAAGCGAGACUGUGUGAGCUGAUCAAGUAGUGAGACAAGCGUUCAGAGCAGUAGCAGCACAGCAGCAGCAGCGCUCUAGUCACUAGGAGCCGUGGCGGCAGAAGCAGCAGCAGCACUAUCAGUCACAGCGCAGGCAGCAGCGGCAGCAGCAGCAACAAACUCUCUCCUGUCUUUUUCUCUUCUUUGUGGAGUUGUUUCCUGCUCAGAGGACAAAAGCCAAGGAAGUAGGAGGGAAGUGAUCCAGGGCUGAUAGCUGCCAUCAAAAACAAAACCAAAACGCAGACCUGGCUGCCCCCAUGCCUAUCGAAUUUGUUUGCAAAAUCAAAUUUGCAGAGGAGGAUGAGAAGCAGAAGAGCAAGCAGGAUGGGGACAAGGAGAGCCUGAUCGAGGAGAGCUGCACGCCUCCAGCCAAGGACUUGGCCGGGUUUGCUAACUCCUGCUCCCUUCAUGGGAUUAACCACAUCUUUGUCUCUGGUCGCCUGGGCAUCCGGCAGACUCUCUGGGCUCUUGCCUUUUUGACUUCACUGGCGCUGUUUCUGUACCAAGCAGCUAAGUGUGCCAUCUCUUACCUGGAGCAUCCUCAUGUCACAGCUCUGAAUGAAGAGGCGACCCCCGAGAUGGUUUUCCCCGCUGUGACCAUCUGCAACAUCAACCGCUUUCGCUUCUCCGCUCUCACCGAUGCUGACAUCUACCACCUGGCUAACUUAACAGGUCUGCCCCCCAAAAACAGGGAUGGGCACAAACCUACUGAUUUAAUGUAUCCUGCACCUGACAUGCAGGACAUCUUCAACAGGACAGGACAUCAGUUAGAAGAGAUGCUCAUGAGCUGCAAUUUCAGUGGACAGAACUGCUCAGUCGAGGACUUCUCUGUGGUUUACACCAGAUAUGGGAAAUGCUACACUUUUAAUGGCAACAAGACUACAUCCAGGAAAACCAAGCAGGGUGGAAUGGGAAAUGGGCUGGAGAUCAUGCUGGAUAUACAGCAGGAUGAGUAUCUGCCCAUCUGGAGAGAGACAAAUGAGACGUCCCUGGAGGCCGGCAUCAGAGUUCAGAUCCACAGUCAAGAUGAGCCUCCCUACAUCCACCAGCUGGGCUUUGGUGUCUCCCCGGGUUUUCAGACCUUUGUUUCAUGUCAGGAGCAGAGGCUGACCUAUCUGCCCCAGCCCUGGGGGAACUGCCGCUCCACCAGCAAAGAGAAGUUCCCAGGAUACGACACAUACAGCAUCAGUGCCUGUCGCUUGCUCUGUGAGACUAACGAGGUCCUACGAGUUUGCAACUGCAGGAUGGUGCAUAUGCCUGGAACUGCAGAUAUCUGCCCUCCCAGUAAAAUCAACUGUGUUGACAAAGCACUCGCACAGCUACAGAAGAACAGUGGGGAUACGUGUCCAUGCGAGACACCCUGUAAUCUCACCCGCUACGGUAAAGAACUCUCCAUGGUCAAAAUCCCCAGCAAGGGCUCGGCCCGCUAUCUCUCCAGGAAAUAUGACAAGUCAGAAGACUACAUCAGAGACAACUUCCUGGUCUUAGAUAUCUUCUUUGAAGCUCUGAACUAUGAAACAAUUGAGCAAAAGAAAGCCUACGAUGUUGCAGGUUUAUUAGGUGACAUUGGUGGACAGAUGGGCUUAUUCAUUGGAGCCAGCAUCCUGACAAUCUUAGAAAUACUGGAUUAUAUCUAUGAGGUGAUCAAGCACCGGCUACAGCGCCUGCUGAGGCCGCAGAAAGAGGAGAAGAAGAGCAAGCAGCAGACCAGCACUGUUGCAACAGUGGGUCUGGAGGAAAUGAAAGCACAGCAGGAGCCUAAUGACAUGACACGGAGUCACCCAGAGGGAGCGUACGCCAACACAAUUCUCCCCAACCACCACCACCAUCACACCGGACACCAUGGGGUGUUUGAGGACUUCGCUUGCUAGAGCCCAACCAUCGUUUCCAAUCCUGGUGACAACAAAAGAUAUGAGCUGUCUGUGUUGAGAUCAGUCACAGACCCUUGGCAUUUCCGUCGUUCCUUUGCUGUCACCAGUGAAAAGCUACAGCCAAAGUCAAACACCAAACUUGUGCUGCUAACAAACCACUUGUACGUGCAGUGUGUAGGCACAAAUUGGACACAGCUUUUGUCUUUUCUCUCUCUCUCUCUCUCUCUCUCUCUCUCUCUCUCUUCUCUCUUUCUCUCUCUCUCUCUCUCUCUCUCCCCUCUCUCUCUCUCUCUCUGGAUGGGACCCCUCUCAGCGUUGCCCCGCUUCACAUGAGAAGUCAGGCAAUUUGUGAUUUCAGGACCAAUUUUUGGUACAUGAUCACUUCAAGGGAACAAAUGGAGGACUGCAUGUCACCUUGAUCCAGUUUAUACUCCAGAAAAGGAAAAAUCAAAUUUAUUUAUUCAGCUAACAUCUCAGAUUUUUUCUGUCUGUAUCCUUCCAUUUAUCCCUCCUCAAACUAUUUCUUCUAUUUCAUGGAAAACACUGUAUCAUAUCAGUCCAUUACACAUGAUAAAUUAUGUGAUUAUUUAAAGAGAUACUAUUAUCUAUAUGUUCUAUAUUGUAUAAAAGAUGAGCAUACUUGAGUAAGCAAAUCUUCAUGUUACAUUCAUCCAAAGUAUGAGGGGAAUUAUUUAGGCUGAAAUGUAUGACCUUGGCUUAGAAGUGCUAGCAGCAUCUUUCCACAUGAUACACUUUGUCUGGUUGUGGUUGAGGUGUUAGAGAGUAGCACUGUACUUGUACAUAAAGUCCAACUUUAAAAUGAGAAAGUUCUAAAAGUUCUGUUUUAAUUGUUGGUGUUUAUAUUCAGUUAAUAUAUAACUUAGAUAAUAUUAAUUUUAGUUAUUUAUACAUUUUAGAAAAUACUUUUAUAUGACAAUAGCAAUCACGAUUGUAGCAAUUAAUGUACACUUAAAAUCUGCAGAUAUGUUAGACUGCCACACAUCAAUACAUUUGUCGGGGUAACAAAAAUGGACUGUAUGGAUCACGACUAUUAUCUCCAUCAUUUCCUUUUAUAUGUCCUGCUUUUUACCAAACUGUUAAAGCAUUUUCCAAGACAACACACAAAUCUUGAUUCCUCUUGGACGAGGAAUGGAUGAUGUUUUCAGUUAUGACAUGGUUGUCCUUAAAUUACUCUUACUUAUUUGAUUCAUUUCUGUCCACCAUCCACUCUUCACUUUGGUUAGCAUCAUAACUUUAAGCUGACAUAAGCAAUAAGAGACAGAAUCUAAUUUUUGCCAAGUCAUCUCCUGCAGCUGUGGGCCAGAACCACUGUAAAAGCAUAGCAGCUAUUUACAGUGUGUGUGUGUGUGUGUGUGUGUGUGUGUGUGUGUGUGUGCGUGCGUGCGUGCAGGUGUAUGUGUUUGUUUGCAUGUGCACUUUAACAUUUUGCACACAUGACUGAGCACAUUAGACAGACGCGGCUCGACUGAGCUGAUCCAUGAAAAAAGGGGGGUUUAGAAUCAGAAUAGUUUGCUGGAAAGCUUGGAGAGUUUUAUUGCAGUAGUAAAGUUUUUAUCUAAAAAAUCCAUAUACAGCCUCAGGGAGGAGUGUAAUGUAAACAUUAUUCUGAAGGCUGAAAUAUUCUUAUUUGUUUACUUAAAACUAAAAGUGGCAGACAAAGACACCACAAAUUUUAAAAGCACAAGUUUGCAAAGUGGGAAUAAAAAUUGAAACCUUACAUUAAUUCAUUCAUAAUAAUAUUUGUCAUCAUGAUGGAAGGUCAGCUUGCUCUCUGCCAGCUAUUUUACACCUCAUGAACUUAACAACCUGUAACAUCGGGAUCCCCAUAACCAGAUCUUUUAAGAACUUGUGAGGAUUUGGCUCAAGAUUCUUCAUGACCAGUUUCUCAAAAUUGCACAGAGUGCUUUCAACCACUUUGCAGUUUCUCAGUUGCCCUGCUCCAUAUAGAUGCAGUAGUAAAAAAAAAAAAAAAAAAAAGGCAGUUGCUGUUGUUGUUGUGUUUGUUGUGGUUAUUUUUGUGAUGUUACAACACAUCUGCUUGAUCAAUUAUAGUCUGCAUCACUUUCGGCAAAUUUACUUUGAGCAUCACCUCCUGGGCAAUGCUGAAAUCUAGUUCCAGGAACUCUACAGUACAGUACUGAAAAUUUUAAGACUAGCUAACCAAACCAGCUAACCUCGCAUUACCUGACACCAGUAUUUAUGUUAGUAGCAUGAAUUAAUUGCUCUUUUUCAUACCCUUUUACCUUUUGUCAUCAUCACUGGGCUUCAAUCUUAUUAAGUUACUUACAGUACAGUCAGACUUGCCUUGUCUUUUGCAAGUGUUGCAUGCUUAGCUCAGCUUCAUCUUCACUGAGAACCAUGAGAGAGACCUUUGAUGACCUGACCUGCAAAAUGUUAAACAUGUUGCUUUAUUAGUAUUUUUUAAUUUCUUUUGAUUUAAGAGAAGUCCAACAUAACCACUAACACAUUCAGUUGUAAUAUGGGACAACAUGUGCUCAAUCACAAAACAGAUACUUUCAUUUUAAUGGACAUGAUCAUAGCACGCAGGCAGCUAAUUUGCUAACAUACUGGAGUUGGUUUGGAGGAGCUUGUCUUGGCAGGAUGGUAUGUUUGAAAGCAGACAUCACAUGUCAGACAUCAUGUGUCUGAUUUGGUGCACAGUGUGAACAAAAAAUGUUGGACUAAAUGUCAAAAUGUGGCAGACAGUCAUUUGUCCAGUAGAUUUAUGAAAUACUUAUACAUCAUAGCAUAUCAUGUUUAUGAAUGAUAAGAUAAUUAUUUAUCUGUUAAUCUGAUUGGUGCAAUCUGUUGCCACUGUAUAGCUAUACAUCCCUUUUGCUCACAGUGAGAUUCUGACAGUUUUCCAUCUGUCAAAUCCCCUCCUCCUGUCAAGUAAUCAUGGGCUAUACAUGGCUGUUUAAUAUUCAUAAUCAUGUGUCACUUUGACAUUUUCAAAAGGUUCCCAAUCACAGUCUCUGAUGGCAUUCCUGUACAGGCUAUGCAUAACAAUAUUCUCCUCUGUCAUCAAUAAUUGUUGCUAUCCUCAGACAAGUCACACAGGGGCUGGGGUGUUGAGAUGAAUACAGGGCUGUAUUAUCACUGUAGAGUUUUGUUUGAAUGGUAUAGCCCGGAGGUGUUGUAGAAAUCCUCGAGAUGCUGUGUUUCGCUGCACUGUAAAGCACAACCUGGUUAAUUCUGUAUCCAAAAGCAUUUAAAAUCACAGAUAAGUCUGAUUACAAAGAGCUGAUGUUACAACAGCAGUCUGUGUGAAGUUCCAUGGGACUGAGCAGUGGGCAGCAUGUCUGUACUGUAGCAGAUGGGACAACUUCCCUGCUUGAUAACAUGUAGCUCACAUUCCUGAGAUUCCUCAAGCCUCCACUCUAAUCUCCCUUCUUGUACAGCUCUUUAAAACAACCUUUUUAUAGCUCCAUGAUAUCCAGCUUGUGUGUGCUUAUUGCAUUAUCCAUAAAAAUCAGUUUAAUCCAAUCAGCCACCGAUGUUUAGUUUUGAAUAUCUGCUUUUCUGUCCUUUUUUUCCAGCUGAAUAUUUUUUAGCUGAGGCCUGAAGAGAAAAAUAUAAGUGCAGGGUGAUGCAAGCAACUGUCAGGAAUUCAUAUGAAGAAAUUUCAUCCCAUAUCUGACAGAAAUGGAAAUGGACCAUGCCUGCAGCAACAAGGAACGCUUACAUUUUGUACAAAGUGUGAUCUUGUGAUUAUUUCCUGUUAGAACACAUUUUAUAAAUGUUAAAUAUGGUAAAUACAAUGACUAUUAAAGUUUAGAUAAAAACCGGUGCCUCCUAAAUUCAGAGC
This is a messenger RNA of Lates calcarifer (barramundi perch), 5779 nucleotides long. RefSeq names its product acid-sensing (proton-gated) ion channel family member 4a (gene asic4a). Gene Ontology annotation, biological process: sodium ion transmembrane transport. Lineage: Eukaryota; Metazoa; Chordata; Actinopteri; Centropomidae. Bases 337 to 1950 code for a protein of 537 amino acids. Gene Ontology annotation, cellular component: membrane. The transcript has 10 exons. Gene Ontology annotation, molecular function: ligand-gated sodium channel activity. The record is from RefSeq and is a predicted model, not a curated record.